UAUGAUUUUCGAUUUUCGCGUACUCUCGAAACGUUCUCCGGAUCGACCAUAAAGCAAGCAGUAGUGAAUAGUCAGCGGAGGAAGACGGUGGUUCUUGUGCGGUUACUCGCGGUAAGGUGAUAAAGGCGAUCGGAGCGGAUAGAGAGAAAAGGACAAAUGGAGGUGCAGCGGGAAGUCUGUAGUGGUGUUUGGAAUGGAGGUCAUUAUCAUCCUUUAAUUUCAUUUAAUGACCGUUACUUCAAAUUUGAUACAGAGACCCAUUCUAUAUUUAAUUGUACUUCGCUGUGUCACAAUGUUAUUGAAUUUCUAUGUGUUACAAAAUUAGAUAAAUAUGUGUAG
Molecule: messenger RNA, 339 nt
Organism: Gryllus bimaculatus (two-spotted cricket)
Lineage: Eukaryota; Metazoa; Arthropoda; Insecta; Orthoptera; Gryllidae
Source: the annotation of a GenBank genome assembly